AUGAAUCGCGAACUUUACGCACAGAUACACCAGCGAUGUGCUGUGACAGAUGUCAUCCGAACACUCUCCGCAACUGAAACAAUUGAUACGCUAGAGUUUAUUGACCAAUUUGAAUUGGUAAUAUCGAGGAAUCCCCACUACGCCAAACAACUUAUAAAAGCUCUAACCAACAACACAGAGCUGGUCGAAACUGGUGGCAAUGGCACUGAAGUAGAUCUGAGCGAAUGGGUUUAUGAACGUUAUGUCGACCUGUUGCCUUUGAAGGCGCCAGUGCCGACAUUCACAGACAUUAUUAGGUACACGCUGAAUGAUGAGCUAGCGAUUGACGUACAAGAGCAGCCGUACCUUCUUUGCGCGUCUGGUACAACAGGUUUUCGAACUUGGGAAUCUGCUCUUUAUCUCUCAGAGUAUCUAGCUGAAAACUUUCCCGAAUUCUCUGCGGGCAAAUUUUCGAGAGCCCUAGAACUUGGAGCAGGCACAGGGCUUGUCAGUAUUGCGUGGGCUAAAUUGUUCAAAGGCUAUAUUAAGGAGUUGAUCGUUACUGAUGGGGAUUCAUCCUUAGUGGAACAAGCUGCCCGCGUUAACUUUAAGCUAAACGGCAUCGAUACACGCGAGUGUCACGGUGACUGUGCUUAUAAAUUCCAGAGGCUAUGGUGGGGGGAAGAUGCCGUUCCUGAGGUUGAUAUCGUGUUGGCAGCAGACGUCACAUAUGAUUCGUCUGUAAUUCCUAGCCUUACACACUGUCUGAAAACUGCCUUGAGCCAGGGCACUCAGUUUGCCUUAGUUGCAGCUACUGUGCGGAACAAGUGCACCACAAUGGCUUUCGAACGCGACUGUGAGGAUCGCGGCAUGACCUGGGAGAUUAUUAGCUGCAAGAGCGGAAGCCUCGCGCCAAUCUAUAUUUACAAGGUACGUAGAGAUGCAGGCGGAAAAGCCAAGCCGAUAAAUCACUAG
This is a messenger RNA of Lachancea thermotolerans CBS 6340, 954 nucleotides long. It is a transcript of the gene EFM3, whose product is annotated as protein-lysine N-methyltransferase. Lineage: Eukaryota; Fungi; Ascomycota; Saccharomycetes; Saccharomycetales; Saccharomycetaceae. The transcript has a single exon. Bases 1 to 954 code for a protein of 317 amino acids. The record is from RefSeq and is a predicted model, not a curated record.